CCAAACAUAUCAUAUAACUUCAAGUGGAUACUCCCAGAGAUUUGCCAGAAGGAGGAAUAUCGAGGAGCGUGCGAUUGCCCUCUACAGGAAAGAGCAGCACAAAUAUUUCACCCUAUUCUUAGAAAAGAAGGCAGAAGAUAUAGAAAUGAUUAAGGCUGUAAUACUCGUUGGAGGGCCACAAAAAGGUACUCGUUUUCGUCCUUUGUCUCUGGACACACCUAAGCCGCUAUUUCCAGUAGCCGGACGUCCAAUUAUUCAGCACCACAUAGAGGCAUGUUUGCGACUACCGGAACUGAAAGAAAUUCUCAUCAUUGGCUAUUAUCCACAAACCCAAAUGGAGAACUUUGUGGCUGACAUGCAGAACUUGUAUAGCAUAAAUAUCCGAUACUUACAAGAGUUCACCUCAUUGGGUACGGCGGGAGGCAUGUAUCAUUUCCGCGAUCAAAUCAGGGCUGGUAAUCCAAAGGCAUUCUUUGUUCUAAACGGUGAUGUCUGUGCCGAUUUCCCACUGCAGGAGCUUUACAACUUUCAUCGGCAGUGUCCGGAUUCAGCUUUAGUAACAAUUAUGAGUACAGAAGCAACACGUCAGCAAGCUGUACACUAUGGUUGUUUGGUAUUUGAUCGUGAAACUGGUGCAGUUUCCCAUUAUGUGGAGAAGCCAAGUUCAUAUGUAUCGACAUUUAUCAAUUGUGGUGUCUAUGUCUGUUCCAUGGACAUAUUUGGUAAAUUGGCGGAGAUAUUCCACUCCAGAGUUCAGGAAUAUAAUGGAACAAAUUAUGUGGGAAUUGUUGGCAGCAAUGGCAAUGGUAAAGAUCAGGGUCACAUACAGUGGGAGCAGGAGGUCUUGACACCAUUGGCCGGUACGGAUAAGUUGUAUGCAAUGCCAGUGCCAAAUUGGUGGUCACAAUUGAAGACAGCUGGUUCAGCGAUUUAUGCUAAUCGUCAUUAUUUAGAAUUAUAUAGAAAAACCCACCCAGAGCGUUUGGCAAAUGCCGGCGUGAAACAGGCUGAAGGUGAUGGAAAUCUUAUAUGUACAAUAUAUCCAGAUGUACACAUACAUCCCAGUGCCACCGUUCAUCAUACAGCUGUGUUGGGGCCGAAUGUUUCAAUUGGCCCAGGUGUUUCAAUCGGUCCUGGUGUUAGAAUACGUGAAUCAAUUAUUUUGGAAAAUGCCAUUAUUAAAGAUCACACCUUGAUAUUACAUUCGAUUGUUGGCCGUGGUUCAACAAUUGGCCAAUGGUCACGUGUUGAGGGUACACCCAGCGAUCCGGAUCCAAAUAAACCAUUUGCAAAAAUGGAAAAUCCACCAUUGUUUAACAAGGAGGGUAAAUUGAAUCCCUCAAUAACCAUUUUAGGAUGUUUCGUGCAAGUUCCUUCGGAAAAGAUACUUUUAAAUAGCAUUGUUUUGCCGCACAAAGAGCUGAGUCGUAGUUUUAAAAAUGAAAUUAUAUUGUAAAAAGACAACAACUACUAUUAUUAUUAUUUUUAUUUGCCAUUAUACCGCUUACACUUAUGUUUUGUGUUUAUUGUGCACUUUUUUAUAGUUCGUUUAAUUAAAUUUUAUAAUGUAUUGAAUAUUUUACACAAAUAAUAAACUUUACCAAUAAAAAUCAUAUAA
Molecule: messenger RNA, 1618 nt
Organism: Musca domestica (house fly)
Lineage: Eukaryota; Metazoa; Arthropoda; Insecta; Diptera; Muscidae
Gene: Gmppa
Product: mannose-1-phosphate guanyltransferase alpha
Exons: 7
Coding region: 146-1456 (436 amino acids)
Biological process (GO): biosynthetic process
Cellular component (GO): cytoplasm
Source: RefSeq, a predicted model, not a curated record